This is a messenger RNA of Corylus avellana, 726 nucleotides long. The record is from RefSeq and is a predicted model, not a curated record. NCBI's taxonomy places the organism in Eukaryota, Viridiplantae, Streptophyta, Magnoliopsida, Fagales, Betulaceae.
AUGAGUCUGAUAGUUAGGGAAGUUUGGGAUUACAAUCUGAUGGAGGAGAUCUCCGCACUCAUGGAGGCUUCUUCCAAAUGCGAUCACUGUUUUGUGGCCAUGUCCACAAACUUCCCUAGCAAUAUUUUCACUUCCAAAGAAGGCAAGGAAGUUUCUCCUUACAAUCUAAUGAAGUUUAAUGUUGAGGCAACCUGCAUCAUUCAAUUGGGUCUUGCUCUCUGCGAUGCCAACGGAAAAUCUUUUGGCGUUUGGGAGUUCAACUUCAAGGAUUUCGACGAGCGUAUUCAUUCUCACCAUAUUAAUACCAUUGAGUUACUGAAAGAUCAAGAAAUUUACUUCGACUAUAACGGAGUUAUGGGUAUCGACUCCUUGCGCUUCGCCAGGCUAAUCCUGAAGUCUGGCCUGUUGAGCAACUCCCGUAUCACGUGGGUCAUGUUCCAUAGUGAUUAUGAUUUUGGUUACUUUAUAAAGAUGUUGACUGGGGGAGAAGUGUUACCCUUACACCAGAGUGUUUACGUGAAGCACAUGAUCAAGUUCUGCGACGAUGGAGUCUAUGCGGGCUCGGAGUUAGAGAUUGUAGCCAAGACUCUGGGGCUGGACCGUGAAGUCGGGAGGGCGGGUUCUGAAAGUCUGCUCACCUUGCAAACCUUCAUGAAACUCGAGCAAAAGUAUUUCAACGGACGUUCACUGAGCGAGUUCGAGCAUGUUCUUCACGAUUUUACUUGA